ACCUCGCCCCGCCCUCUCGCUACCGCUACGUCUACGCACACCCACCUACCCAAAUAACUACCUCCACCUCGUCGCCGAGAACCACCAGCCUUCCCUAACCCCCACCACCGCACGCGUAAGGCGAUGGCAGUGGAGGCCAUGGCGGAGAAGGUCGCCGGCGCCGCCGGAGGAGUGGCCCCGGACAGCAGCGUCGGCGCUGGCGGCGAGAGGCUGUCCUCCCGGUUCCGCCGGAUCUGCGUCUACUGCGGCAGCGCCAAGGGCCGCAAGGCGAGCUACCAGGACGCCGCCGUGGAGCUCGGCCAGGAGCUGGUGGAGAGGGGCAUCGACCUGGUCUACGGAGGAGGCUCCAUUGGCCUCAUGGGCCUCGUCUCCCACGCAGUUCAUGAUGGAGGACGCCAUGUGAUUGGGGUCAUCCCCAAGUCCUUGAUGCCCAGAGAGGUCACUGGAGAGCCUGUUGGGGAAGUUAGAGCCGUCUCCGGCAUGCAUGAGAGGAAGGCCGAGAUGGUUCGGUUCUCUGAUGCUUUUAUCGCUUUGCCUGGUGGCUACGGCACAUUGGAUGAGCUGCUCGAGGUCCUCACCUGGGCCCAACUAGGAAUCCACAAGAAGCCGAUCGGGCUCCUGAACGUUGAUGGGUUCUACAACUUCUUCCUGUCGUUCAUAGACAUGGCCGUCAGCGAGGGGUUCAUCAAGGAGGAUGCCCGGCGCCUCGUCAUCUCAGCCCCUACCGCCAAGGAGCUAGUUCUGAAGCUCGAGGAGUAUGUCCCGGAGUAUGAGGUCGGGUUGGUGUGGGAGGAUCCGAGCCAGAUCCCGCAUGGCUUCACGCCGGAGCUGGAGUCCGGCAUUGCGACGUCCUGACCGGUUCCGGAUUCUAACCAGCCGCAGAAGCCGAAUUCAUCCUGGAAGCGUUUGUCAACCAGGCCAACUAAGUAGUAAGUAGUAGCAACAUCUAACUGAAAACCACCAAAAAAAAAGAAGGAAGAAGAAGAAGAAGAUCCAACCGGUGUGCUGGUCCCUGUCAAUGGUUUGCUUUUGUCACUGCCAGUGCCAUGACGGUGUUAGCAUUAAUCAGGAGUGCGCUUAAUUUGGUGAUGGUGUUCUUUUGGUCGUAGCUUAAUUAGCUAGAGCUUGUUCUGGUCUAGCCUAGAAGGAAGGAAUUGGAUGAUGUAUAAAUGUGUUAUGUAGCAGCAGCAGAUGUGUCUCCCUCCGUGUUGGUUAGUAUUAGUAUCAAUCAAGAAUGAAAAAAUUUGUCUCCC
Molecule: messenger RNA, 1253 nt
Organism: Lolium rigidum
Lineage: Eukaryota; Viridiplantae; Streptophyta; Magnoliopsida; Poales; Poaceae
Product: cytokinin riboside 5'-monophosphate phosphoribohydrolase LOG-like
Exons: 7
Coding region: 124-855 (243 amino acids)
Biological process (GO): cytokinin biosynthetic process
Cellular component (GO): cytosol; nucleus
Molecular function (GO): hydrolase activity, hydrolyzing N-glycosyl compounds
Source: RefSeq, a predicted model, not a curated record